Clavispora lusitaniae ATCC 42720 is the source of this 1158-nucleotide messenger RNA. RefSeq lists its product as uncharacterized. NCBI's taxonomy places the organism in Eukaryota, Fungi, Ascomycota, Pichiomycetes, Serinales, Metschnikowiaceae. The record is from RefSeq and is a predicted model, not a curated record. Gene Ontology annotation, molecular function: hydroxypyruvate reductase [NAD(P)H] activity; NAD binding; glyoxylate reductase (NADPH) activity. Gene Ontology annotation, cellular component: cytosol.
AUGCGCGUCCGUCAGAUCGACAAAACCAAUUUCAGUUCUUGUUUCUUUUUCAUCCUCAAGCACAUGACCAAACCAAAAGUUCUCUUCAUUGGCGAUUUGAACACUCAAUUGCCCGAGUAUAAGGAUUUCUCAUCCCGUUUCGAUUGCGUGAAGUAUGAGGUGCCCUCAACCAAGGAAGAAUUGAUUUCGGAUUUCAAGAACAAAUUCCAAGAUGUCUCGGCUAUUUAUGGUGCAUGGCUUGGCUUUGGGCUCCUUGGAGGGUUUAAGGAUGAAAUUGUCGCCGCAGCUCCUCCCUCUUUGAAAGUCGUUCUGGUUUGUUCCGUUGGUUAUAACCACUAUAAUGGAGAGCAGAUGGCUGAACGAGGAAUCGCCUUAACCAAUGUUCCUUCUGAUAGCGCUGCGGACCCAGUAGCAGAUUUGGUCUUGUACAAUACCUUGGCAGCAUUCAGGAACUUCAAGAUGGCUUCGGAAAACUUCGCUGGAGAUGUCAAGCAUCUGGUCCAGGCAAGAUGCAUGGCUGACAGCAACGAGUUUGAUCUCAAGACCGGUUCUGUUCUUUUGAAGCCAAGAAAUGGGUACUCUUUUGGCGAGCAAAUCGGUGGCAGACCGUGUCUCAACCCAAAAAAUCAUAACGUGGUGAUUGUGGGUUUUGGCAAUAUUGGCCAGACUAUUGCCCGGAGAUUGUCUCUGAUUGGUAUGCACAUUCAUUAUGUGAAAAGAAGAAGGCUCUCUGAGUCAGAAGAGGCCGACUUGGGCUUUCCAGUCACCUACCACGCUACAGUUUCCGAUGCCAAGGAAGUUGCUGAUUUGGUAGUUAUUGCAUGUCCUGGAACACCAGAAACAUACCACUUGAUCGAUGGACUGGUAAUUUCCUCCUUCGCUAAACCAAUUCGCAUUAUUAACAUUGGUCGUGGGUCUGUGAUCGAUGAGCAGGCCUUAGUGGACGGCUUGAAACUGGGAAAAGUGUUGUUUGCUGGUCUUGACGUUUUCGAAAAUGAACCAAACGUGCACCCGGAAUUAUUUGGACGUCAAGAUGUGGUGUUGACACCACAUAUUGGUGCAUCUACUGUGGAGAACUUUGACUACACUGCAAUUUAUGCCAUGAAGAACAUCGAGGAUAUUUUGGGUGGUGGUCCAGGUCUCAGCAGAGUCAACUAA